This is a messenger RNA of Eucalyptus grandis, 966 nucleotides long. RefSeq lists its product as uncharacterized. Bases 133 to 495 code for a protein of 120 amino acids. The record is from RefSeq and is a predicted model, not a curated record. The transcript has 2 exons. Lineage: Eukaryota; Viridiplantae; Streptophyta; Magnoliopsida; Myrtales; Myrtaceae.
GCAAAAAUUGUUGAUUUGGUCAUUCGAAAGGUUUUGGAGGAGCUAGGCAGAAUAGAUGAGUCACAGACUGAGCAUCCGAUUGAGCUUGAUGACUUGACACAGUCACUUGAAGACUCUUAUAAUCGUGCAGUGAUGCAGUAUGCUGGAAGAGAGAGUCUAAGCAGAGGAAGUAUAGGGAGAGGGACGAGUCUAAGCAGUACUAGUACAGAGAGGAGAUGGAGUAAUCUAAGCAUAAAUAGGAUGGAGGGCAUGGACAUGGAGGAGGCUAGUGUGAGUACAGGGAGGAGUGGAAUCAAAGGGAGUCUAAGCAUAAAUAGGAUGGAGGACAUGUACACAGAGGAGGGCAGUGGGAGUACAGGGGGAGAAGUGGAAGCAGCAGAAGCGGAGGGAGCAGUGGAAGCAGCAGAAGGACUAGAAGCAGCAGAAGAGGGAGGAGCGGGAGCAGUGGAAGCAGCAGGAAUAGCAGCGGGGAAGAGGAAGCGGGGGAAGCAGUGAGAGGAAGUUUUCAAGAUAUUUGUUUGGGGGCGUUCUUGGUGUGCCUUUUUUAUGCAUUGUGUUUUAGCCUUUCUCUGCUUAAUAACAAGGAAACAAGUCAAUAAACAGAUGGGUUAUGGAUGCUUCUUUUGUUUUUUGAUCAGCAUGGGAUGGUAAACGGCGCUGUUCAAACUUUUAAGGAGAGUUUCCAUAGAUUUGACAAGUAUACCAACUUCUGUAAUUCAAUCAUCUCUGAGAAUUCUGAUCCCAGUGCUUGUGGUCGGGCAUAUGGUAUGAAAAUAUUUGAUCUCGAAGAGUGGAAGAAGAGAAACAUCAUGGGAAUAUAUCACCGAUGGCAGGAAAUGAAUGAGGAUAGGACAUUGUGGAUAGUCAGCGUCUUACCCCCUGGAUUGGUCACUUUCUACAAUCUGACUAAAUAGUUCGAUCAGAGGUGGCAUGUGUUUAGGCUCGGCUAUGAUCCAGCACUCAACC